AUGGCUCUGACAAAUUGUCCUUUUUACAACCUUCUCCUUCAGGAAACAGAGCCCGAGCAAAAGUUCUUAAACCAUGCCGUCGCCAGGCUAGAAAAACGGAAUGUCGACCUCUCACUUUUCAUGAAGGACCAGUCUGUGCAUGAUUGUAUGAUACUGCGGCCAGCCCAGAUAAUCGCGCGUCUCUGCAAGGUGUUCGACAAGUUGGACAAGAAAAACCUCUCUUAUCAAGUCUCGGUUGAUAUCUUCAAAAAUAUCGCAGCUCCUAUCAUUCGAAUCCAAAACGGCCCGUUUUCACUCACUCAGUGCAUCGAACUCGCAGGUUCUGCCUUGCCCAUCGUCACCAACCACCUCACAGUCUACCUCCGGGAGGUAUUGACGUUGCUCUUGGAAAAGAAGAAUAUGUUCGAACAGCUUUUGGCCAGUGAGAAGUAUGCCGAGGUCAUUCAGCGAUGGGUCACUUCAAAACAGCACCAGCAGCUUCUUGGACAGGCGGCAGUGGAGAACCUGGCCGAAAGAACCCUCCACCUUUGCAAUGCCUGUCCCGAGAACAUCAUGCCCCUCAACAAAAUGAGAGCCCUCGACCCAGACGCAAAGAAGACAAAUCAAACCCAUGCGAGAAAGGAGUUUGAGUUCCCUUCAUUUAUCAAGGAAGGUCUCGAGAAGCUGCAUAUCCCAAUGCCCCGAGGGAUGAAUGGCUUAGCCAGUACCAAGGAACACAUUCAACAAAAGAUACCUCAGCUCAUCAGCGCAGCGGUGGAUAGUUUCCCUUGCCGACUAUGCUCGGAGAGACUGGCAGGAGUUUUCGCCCCCCUUCCUACGAUGGAAGAUGAUCCCAACGUUUACCCAAUUGCCACGACUGCGGAGCAGAUCAAUCUCUACGGCGAGCGUGUCGGGGCCUGGAAAGUUCUCCUUUCCGACAUGGCGAUGGAGAAAAUCAAAAAGCUCAUCGAAGAGGGAAAAUUCCCACAGGUGGAAUACAAUCUCCGAGAGCUAGCUCAAGGGCGAGGCUGGAAAAAGCGAACCCGGCAAGUACCUCAUGGAUCGAAGGUAGAUUCGAUGCCCGUGAUCCCCCUUCGCUAUAGCCCUCUUCCUGGAGGUAUCUUCAUCUUAUGGCAGGUCGAUGUCGGUUACUAUGAUGAGUUGACGGCACGAAAGCAAUUUGGCCAAAUCAUCAAAGUUUGGGACAUGGUCAACCGCGAACAGCUUCUUCCGGCGGUCGACCGCAUAAUCGACCUGCAGCAGUAUUUCACUGAAGACACCGUGGAUGUCUGCAAACAGGCCCCAACCAAGCUCCCCGACGGGAGCUACGUCCCUCAGCGCUGGGAGAUUUUGCCAGUUUAUAACUCUACGAGUCAACCCAAAAAGGCGGCUAAUAAAAGUCAAGUCUUGGUCGACCUGCUAGGAAAAUUUACCAAUGUCACGGACUCGUUUCUCAAGGCUCUUUCAAAUACAAAGGGUUACGAGGAGUUCCCAUUCGACCUGUCACAGGAAGAGAUUGCAAUCGUCAACCAUUCCAAAACAUCAAGUUUGAUACUGGGACGAAGUGGUACUGGCAAGACAACAUGUCUUCUUUUUCAGCUUCUUGGUAAACAUCAAGCUCGAGAAGCCAUUCCACAUUCGAACAGAAUGAAACAGCUCCUGCUCACCCGGUCUCCUCAUCUGGCCGCAAAACUCAAGCUUUACGCAAGAAAUCUGAUUGACACUGCGUUGGGUAUCUCCAGUCCCUGGAUACCACCGGACGAGGAGCCAGAUGAAAUCUUGAAGUUACAAGAUGUGAACUUCCCGUUUGUCUGCACGUUCGACAAAUUUCUUGGGAUGUUGGAGAAGAGCAUGCAAAAUGCCGACCGACAAAAGUUCAAUGAAGGAAACCGUGCAAGAUCGAAAGGCAAAUCCGAGCAAAAAGUUAACUUGAAAGCAGCCCCAGUCAUUGAUUUUCAUAUUUUCAAGUACGAGUACUGGGGCUGCCUUUCCGCAUUUGCCCCCCAAGGAUGCCCGCCGGAACUCCUUUUUGCAGAAAUCAUGGGAGUCAUCCGGGGGUCAAGAAUCUGUGCUCAAAGCCUGCGUGCACUUUCCCGUGACGAAUAUGUGCCCAAGGGAUCGAAGGUAUCGCCUGCUUUUCCAGGCGUGGCAGAUCGCGAAAAGGCCUUUGAUGUCUAUGAGCGGUAUGAGAGGCUGAAAAAGCAGCGCGUUCAAAUUGAUGAUUUGGACCGGGUCAUGGAUUUGCUGAAAUACAUCGCGGAGGACGUGAAUUUCGCAUCUCAGUUACGUCGUUGUUUCGAAGAGAUUUACGUCGAUGAGAUCCAAGAUCUAAGAUGUGUCGAUAUCGUUCUGCUUUUCAAAGCCGUGUUCAAUGCUCGUGGGAUCCAUUUAGGUAACAACUUGGCGGGCGAUACUGCGCAGUGCAUUUCGAAAGAUUCGGUGUUCCGCUUCCCCGAAGUCAGAGCUGCCUUCUUUGACGAACAUAAGUCUACUGCGGCCUUCUUGAAACAGAACGUUGCCAAGCCGAGCCAGUUUAUGCUGGCAAGAAACUACCGUUCCCACCAGGGCAUUCUGAGCUUCGCGUCGUGGGUCAUGCAAGUGCUUUGGAGUGGAUUCCCCGAAACCAUCGACAAAUUGAAUCCUGAGGUUGGCCAGAUCGAUGGCCCAGUACCCAUCAUUUUUGCUGGAUUUGAUUGCUCUGUUCUCUCGUCGAAAAUGAUCGGUGUGACGAAAAUGAACGACAAAGUAGCGAACUUUGGAGCUGAACAAGUAAUCCUUGUGCGAGACGAUGAUUCGAAAGUCAAAUUACAAAAUGAAAUCGGCGAGGUGGCUUUGGUUCUCACAGUUCUUCAGAGCAAAGGAAUGGAAUUCGACGAUGUCCUCAUCUACGACUUCUUCGGGGGUAGUGGUCUUGGAAGCAGCUAUCGAUGUCUACAUUUGCUGGCGCAAGAGCCGCGCGGCGAAUUUGAUUCGAGGAAGCAUGCGCAACUCUACGUCGCAGUGACCCGGGCACGGAAGCAGUUAUGGUUCAUGGAAACCAGCGAAAGUGCCUUGGAUUCAAUAGUCAAAGCACUCACUGAGAACAACAGCCUAGCGCUCGUUGACGUUGCAAGGAAGAAAGACGAGCAAUCUACAGAAAAGCUAAAGGCUCUUCGAGCAGGCGGUUCCGUCGAUCCCACGCAGUGGAAGAAGCGAGCAACACAGCUUUUCCACCAGAUGAACUACCAAGCGGCUAUUUUCUGCUAUAUCAAGGCCGGCGAUUCCGAAGGCGCUGAGCGUGCAGAGGCAUUCGAUUGCCGUCGAGAGGGUAGAAGUCGAAAAUUCUCAGACAUCGAUGGAUCAACAAGAUACUUUGAGAAAGCAAUCGAGCUAUUCCUUGGAAUAAAUAUGCUGGAAGAUGCUGCGGAAUGCUACGAGCAAAUUGGCAAACAUGAAAAGGCUGCCGAGAUUUGGAAGAACCAGGGCCAGCUUCAGAGGGCGGCCAAGCUUUACGAGCUAGGGCUGUUCUUCCAAGCUUCAUCGGAAUGCUACGACGCUGAUGGAGAUUUUGAGAAGGCUGUUGAAGUCCUUCAAAGAGGAGAUCAGUUCGACGAUCUUAUCAUCUACCUUGGCCGGAAUCCCGACAAGCUCGAUGCCAAUAUCCGACAACGGUACUCACGCCUAUGCAAUAUUCUGCUGAAACAGGGACGAAUUUCUUCCCACUUGAGAGUUGCGACUAUCAAUCUUCUUGGAUCCGAAGCCGAAAAGGUCAACUUCUUCAUCGAGUUUGACUUGAUGGAUGAUCUUUGUUCGUACUACGCCGCGAAUGAAAACUGGAUCCAACUAUAUGAGACACAUGUCGAAUACGGAAACGUGCUAGAAGCAGUGGAAACUGUGAAAGAGCACAACUUGGUCAGCGAAGUCGAGCCAGAAACCUUUAAACAAGUCUUGAACUAUGCCAUAGUGUCAAGUAUGUGGUCCAGGAAAGGCGUUCUCGAAGUUGGAUUUUUCGACAAAGCGAAACAAAUUUCCGAGGACUUUCACGAUGUUAUCUGGAUCAAGGAUCACUUCUCCGGGUGGAAAAUUGUCUUUGACAUGUUGGAUGUCACGAUGGAAGAUCUCGGAGAUCCCAAAGCCUUUGAGUGGAUGCGACUGCCGGCUGAUGCCAUUUUGUGCAAUUAUGGUUAUCUUGCUUUGGUUGCGUUCUGUUUCCAAAGGCAUCUGGGAGUAUCUACGACUAGCUCACCCCAGAAUCUCACUCGGAAUCACACAAUGAAUGAAGCCGGGAGCCAAGCAGGGAAUCUAACCCAGAUUUCAGUCCAAAGUCCUACUCAGCAUCAAGCAAGGGGCUCACUCUGGAGCUCAUAUCAGAACCGAGCCCAAACUUCAACUCAAAAGCUGAAAAUUAAAAAUUCAGAGGUGGCACCACUCUACCUUGCUUGUGGGAUAUACACCCUCGGUAGACACGAAAAGGGGCCUCUUAAGCAAUACUGGGCAAGUUAUUGCUCGCCAGUCUCCGAGUUUGAUUCCGAUGACACAGACGAUGCAAUUGCCCUGCGGGCUAUAACGUGGGCUCGGGACAUGUUUGCUCACGCCAUGGAUCUCUUCGAUAAGUCUACCAGAGAGCUAAAUGCGCAGGAAUUUCCCAGGCAUUGUACACCUUUUUUGCUACGGGGAUUGUGUAUGAAGAAUCGAACAGGGGAUUGCAGGCAGCUUCAUGAGCGACCGAACUCUGAAAAAUGCCGACAAAAUUUGGCGUCGCUGGUUAUAAUUUCGAGCUUCUACGCCGAAAUGACCAGGAUAUAUCAGCGCAAAGUCAUGGCGGAUUCCUUUCAGAAACAGUUUCUAGGCCGCAGAAGGUAUUGGCUACAGCAGCUUGAAGAUAAGAUGAAUUUUGUGACGCCCCUGGAACAAUCCGGCGAAGUUAUCAUGGAUACCCGGUAUCUACUUCAACGAGCAGAUCACCAUUGCCUCGCAGCUUGUUUGGAAGACGCACUUCUUUAUCGAAUGAAGAAGCACUGGUACGACAUUCAUACCCUCACUGGUAUUUUGGAACAGAUUCAGAUUGCUUUCUCCCUUGGGCCGGGGGCAACGACAAUAUUUGCGCGGACGCUUAUGAGAAAGUUAACUUCCAUUCAACUAAGCCGUCAGCUGUCCUCUAAUCACGCAUUGAUUGCGACUAAAGAGGCCCUUCGAGCCCUGGAGAGAGUGCGCCGAGCAGCUCCAAGAGCACGCCAAAACUUGGAACGAACAGAGCUGGCGCGUGCCCUUCAUGACUUUCUCGGUGCCGCAAGAAGCACCAACAUAUUGUUCUUGUCAACGUUUCACCCUAUUAUUUCCGUCAUUGAGUUUGGAGUCACGGCUUUUCUGUGUGCAAUGAACCCGGGCAAUGCUGUUGUCUUGCCAUCCUCCUGGGCCUUCCUACAUUUGCCUGAUAUCAUCAGAUCUCCACUCGAGUUGAGCGAUGCGGAACCACGAGAUAGGGACAGAAUGGAAUGCAUUCUGCCUCUCCGAGAUAUCAUUAUCUCAUUCUGCAUUCUUUUCGAGAGGCUUGAGAAUGAAAGUCGGUCGACCCAAUUGCCAUUACAAAUCAAGGGCCGACAAACCUUCAGGUCUCCAGCUGUCCCGAAACGACGAAUUUUCGACCUGCUGCUCACGGUGCUGCUUAAUUUAUCCCACUACCCUUCUCGACCACGUGGAAUAGAUUCUUUAUCAGCGCGGAUCUCAAAGGUAUGUAUAUCUCCCUUCGAAUUUCAUGAUCCCAUCAACCAUGAGAUUUCGAAUGCUAACAACAACCUUGGAAUAUCACAGACCCUAGCACUAGUAGCCCCACCCAACUGGGCCUCCCACACGAUAGAAUCUCCAGCCAAGCUGCGUGAAGGCGUGAAGACUCCGUAUUCAUGCUAUGCCGGGAAAAAUACCCUCCGAGUUGUCACAUUGAACGACAAAGGUACCGCCCCAACAUACCUGCAAGGAUUCGUCGACGCUUCGGCACCAGUCUUGAGGGUUAGCGAGUGCUUGAAAAAUCAACGACAAGGUCAAUUUGAACAAGAUGACCAAGAUUCUUCUGCCGCUCGGUCGCUGUUCAUCGAGUCCUCGCAUUCCGAUGAAUACUCGCCGGCUGAGACAAACAGCGUCUCGUUUCUCCAAAGGCGAUGGAGACGAACCAAGAAGAUUUUUGAUGAAAAACGCAAAUCCACCAAGAGCAUCCACGGAAAAUCCAACCUUGUCUUGUAUGAUUAUUGCCAAUCGCUUUUGAGUGCAAUAAAACGAGGGGAACCUCUUAUCCCCAAAUCCUACCAUGUUGGAUUCCGAUAUCUAAUGUUCACCCGUGGGUAUGAAUUCCUGGUUGAAGAGGACCUGGUGAAAACGAUGCUUGGUACUAUGAGAGAUAGCCUUCGCUCCUUGUUCAAAAAUAAGGAGCUACGAGCAACCGAAUUGGAGGCAUUGGACAUUCUCAGGGGCGACUUAUGGGCAGCUGAAAAGUCCUUCAGAAACAAUUCGGAGCAGCAUGUUUUGUCAAGACUGGAGGCGAGAAUACAUGACAGCCCUAUCACCGAGGUGAUAUCUAUUACGGAUACCAUACUCCAGGAUGCGUUGGACGCCACUGAUUCACUGGCCCUCUACGAUAGAAACUACUAUCUGCUCGGCUAUAAUCUUGGUGGCGUCUCGUUUGCAUGGGAUGACUCAGCGUGGCCGUGGGGAACCAAAACGUCACUGGAAGUUGGCCGUCGGGAAACUUUUGUCCUUUCAACACCUCCAACCAUGGCGACCCCUCGACUCCCCUUCCUCUACCCGAGUCUGAUGCGGGCUGUCCGGUCAUGCCAACCAAGGACCUACCGAUCACUUCAAUUUGCACGUUCCCGCACCUUUCACGCCAGUCGGGUACGCCACCAGCAGGCCUACCAGCGACGAUAUGGUCCAGCCGUUGAACCGAGCAUGCGUCCCGACUCCUCCAAGCCCGCUGAAAACACAUCAGACCAGGUCGCGGACGGCUCCACCCCGGAUUCCUCCACGGAAACACACGAUGCCAUUGACGCUGCUUCUGCCUCUGAAUCUACGGAUUCCCCGGUUGUAGAUACUACGGACCAAUCUGCCGCCGAACCGACCACGACAGAGGCCUCUAUCGAGCCCGAAAUCGAGGAGGAACAAGUUGAAGAUGAAAGCCCGGAAAACCCACAUUCUUCCUCUAACGCCUUCGAAGAAGUGUACCAUAUGCCCUCUCCAUCAACAUAUCUCACCCCAUCCGGGGAACCGAUUUCCUCCGGCAAGAAACCCCCACACCUGAGUCCCGCGCCUUACGUCCACCAUUUCGAUACCUACUCUUUAGUCCUCGAUCUUCACAAAGGCGGUUACACCAAUGAGCAGUCAAUCACGAUUAUGAAGGCUGUCCGAAGCAUCUUACAAAAUAACCUCGAUUUCGCAAAGCAAAGCCUGACCUCCAAGUCCGACGUAGAGAACGAGUCCUACCUUUUCAAGGCAGCUUGCUCAGAACUUCAGCAGUCGCUUCAGACCGCCCGAAACUCCGAGGUCCAACACUCGCGCGCGUCGAGGGGCCAGCUAGAGCACGAAAUCGACAUUCUGUCCCAGCGGCUUACCCAGGAACUUUCCGGCAUGAAGGAUGAGAUCAAAGGCAUGUUCAAUGACCACAAGAUGUCUACGCGCGAACAACAGCGGAUGAUUGAUACUUCGGUUCAAGAAUUGAACUACAAGAUCACCGUGUCUCUCAACAGUGACGGCAAGAGUGAAGCUGAGGGACUUCGGUGGAUUCUGACAAGACGCGCCGCGUUGACUGUUGCCACCUGUGCUUUCAUGGCGAUCAUCUUCCUGAAGUACGCUUCAACCCGCAAGGUGCAGGAGCCGAAGGCCGUCAAGGAGGUAGAGCAACCUGUCGCGAAAGAGGUCGCCAAAGAAACCCAUAUCGUCCACGACUCCGGGGCCCAGAAGAACUCACCAUCUAUUGCCGAGGCGCACCUUGGCGAAUCUCUGGGCUGA
Messenger RNA from Penicillium manginii, 7953 nucleotides. RefSeq lists its product as uncharacterized. The record is from RefSeq and is a predicted model, not a curated record. The coding region runs from base 1 to 7953 and encodes 2650 amino acids. Lineage: Eukaryota; Fungi; Ascomycota; Eurotiomycetes; Eurotiales; Aspergillaceae. The transcript has 21 exons. Gene Ontology annotation, molecular function: protein binding; ATP binding.